Molecule: messenger RNA, 2811 nt
Organism: Chara braunii
Lineage: Eukaryota; Viridiplantae; Streptophyta; Charophyceae; Charales; Characeae
Source: the annotation of a GenBank genome assembly
GCGUUUUCAUUGUCUUUUCGCCCAGGCCGCCAUUACCGUUCUCUUGUGGAGGCGCGGGACGUCCAGGGCGCGCUCACGGUGUGUCGAGGACGACUGCGGCGCCUCGCAGGAGCGUAGUAGCAGAGAGGCUGAGGUGGUUGUGAGGUCGUUGGCUGAUUCACAUUGACGAUUCUUUGCUUGCUUCCUUGGUUCGGGUGAUUGGAGGAUUGACUUGCAGCUUGAUUGACGGUCUUCUGAUCGAACAGAAGGGGAGGGAGGGAGAAGCCGGUAGGUAGAGAAGAUGGAUAAGCACGACGGGAAGGAGGAGAGCGACAAGAACAUUCAGAUAUGGAAGAUCAAGAAGUUGAUAAAAGGGUUGGAAUCGGCCCGUGGCAACGGGACGAGCAUGAUUUCCUUGAUCAUGCCGCCCCGUGACCAGAUUGUACGAGUAGCGAAGAUGUUGGGUGACGAAUUUGGCACGGCGUCGAACAUCAAGAACAGAGUUAAUAGGCAGUCUGUCCUGGGUGCAAUUACGUCGGCGCAACAACGGCUUAAGCUGUACAAUAAGGUACCGCCGAACGGGUUGGUUAUAUACACUGGAACGAUUGUGACGGACGACGGGAAGGAGAAGAAGGUCACCAUCGAUUUUGAACCUUUCAAACCCAUCAACGCGUCUCUUUAUCUGUGUGACAAUAAGUUUCACACGGAAGCGCUGAACGAGUUGUUGGAGUCCGAUGACAAGUUUGGGUUCAUUGUGAUGGAUGGUAAUGGCGCACUUUUCGGCACGUUGAGCGGGAACACAAGGGAAGUGCUCCACAAAUUCAAUGUCGAGCUGCCGAAGAAGCACGGAAGAGGAGGGCAAUCAGCGCUGCGUUUCGCCCGUUUGAGAAUGGAAAAGAGACACAACUACGUCCGCAAAACGGCGGAGCUCGCUACUCAGUUCUUCAUCAACCAAGCGACGAGUCAGCCGWAUAUUGCGGGGCUUAUCUUGGCGGGGUCUGCAGAUUUCAAGACGGAGCUUUCACAAUCGGACAUGUUUGAUCCGCGGCUCGGGACAAAGAUCCUUAACGUCGUCGAUGUGUCCUAUGGUGGUGAGAACGGGUUUAAUCAAGCGAUCGAGCUCUCUGCGGAGAUACUGUCGAACGUGAAGUUUAUUCAAGAGAAGAGGCUGAUUGCAAAGUACUUCGAGGAAAUCAGCCAGGACACCGGCAAGUACGUCUUCGGUGUGGAUGACACUCUUAAGGCCCUGGAAAUGGGAGCCGUUGAGACUCUUAUUGUCUGGGAAAAUCUGGAAAUAAACCGGUACACUUUGAAGCAUGCCGUGACCGGAGAGCUGAUCAUCAAGCACCUGGGUAAGGACCAAGAGGGAGUUCAGUCCCACUUCCGUGAUCCUGAAACGGCUGCAGAGUUGGAGGUGCAGGAGAAGAAAUCGCUAUUGGAAUGGUUUGCGGAAGAGUACAGACGAUUUGGCUGUGCGCUGGAAUUCGUCACAAACAGGUCACAAGAGGGGUCUCAAUUUUGUAGGGGGUUUGGUGGAAUUGGUGGCCUGCUGAGGUACCAGGUGGACAUGAGGACCUUCGACGAAUUUUCUGACAGAGAGGACGAUGUCGAAGAUAGUGAUUGACACUCGAGGUGGACCUCCGGGUCGUCUUUCCGUGCCACCGGGUCGGGCGCCCUGAUCUUGAAGAUCAGACAAUGCACGGUGACGGCUUCCAUUAUGAUGACGGCGCCCCUCCCGUGGUACGCGGCCAUCCUUGUGCACCCCGCUGAGGAUGAACUGGCACAGCAGCAGGACCAGCUGCAAGCAGAGGUGAAGGAGAAAGAGGAGGAGGAGGAGGUAGAGGAACAGCAGGAGAAAGAGAGCUGUUUUGCGUAUUGCUGUUGUGGUUUUGGCUCGUCGAUGUUGUUAUCCUUCCUCCAUCUCCGUCCUUUGUCUUGUCGGGUCUGUGUGACAGCUCAGGGUGGGAAUGAAUACCGGGUGUGUCGUUGGAUAAAAACAGCCUGUGGUAAUGCGGACCCUGCACCGUCUGCAGCAGCAGCACUCUGUAUGUGGUCGAAUGAGUGGCAAGCAUGGAGAUUGACUGAUGGAAGGGGUGGACGUCGUCGGUGCGAAUGGAUGGUACGAUUGCUGCUGUUUCUUAUGGGUUUCCCCCCCAAAAGGAAUGCAGUUCAUCCUGAGGCGUGCAUGCUGGUGGCUGCUGAGCAGAUCCAUCUGGUGCUAUGGGCGCGAAGACUUGUAAAGACUACUGCGGUAGUGGAAGGAGGAAGGCAGUCUCCCUUGCCCGAGGAACCUCUCGGUUCCCGCUGUGCUGGGGAUGAUUCUCCUGGUGCGAUGUGUGGAAAGCGGAGGGCUGUGUGCCUCUGUGAAGAGCAUACAACGAAUGCUACCUCCACGGAUUGCACACAAGGCAGAGGGCGGCGUGCCUCUGUGGACGGCACGCAAGGAACGCUAUCUGCACGGAUUGCACGCAAGGAAUGCUUUGAAAUGAAACUGAACUUACUUUCUCCAGAGCGACUGAAGGUGAGAUAUUCUGCUAUACGUUUGUGUUGUUUGCUUGUCGACACCUGUUGUCUGUUGCACAGAGAUUAGUGCAAGUAGUAGAUUGUUGGGAUGCAGGGAGAGUGUGUGCUGUUCAGUGUUCUGCACAAGCUCGAUUUGUGGGGGUGAUAGUGGGGUUGCCGAUUGCCAGAUUGUAGGUUGGUGUAGGUUGGGCACGUCGUCACGUGUGUGCUGGCUGGGCAAGGCAAUGACGGACGAUACAAAUGCUGAUACCGUGCUUCCGGAGGCUUUCGUGCGGGACAUGAAGAUUGAAGUAAACAUCCAAAGCCAGA